AUUACCGCAGUGAAAAUUUUAAAAUUAAUGGUGUAAUAAUAUACUCAUUUACUAAACUUAGCGCACAACUGACUUCAAACGGCAGUCACUAAUAAGACUUCUUUGUGAGUGUUCGUUUGAAAAAUAUCAGUGGAUUAUAUUAUACUGAAGAUAUUAUGGUUUUUGAACAAAUUGACCAAAUACACGCUUGGUCAUCACUUCUGAUAUUGGCAGAAUUGUCGACACUGGAAUCGACACAAUUGCCAUUAAAAAGAAUAGAAUAUAUCUAGUUUUCGUUCAAUCGAGUUUCAACAAAUUUGCUGCAAGUGUGCCUCGGUUCUUAAACUAAUGUAAUUUAAACACAAUCAUGUCGAAGAUCGUCUUCAAAAUUAACGGAAAGGAAUACGAGGUGGAUGGUAAAUACGGGCCGGAUGUGUCCCUCAACGAGUACAUCCGCAGCGUGGCGGAUCUGCGUGGCACAAAGGCGAUGUGCCACGAAGGCGGCUGCGGUGCCUGCAUCGUAGCUGUGCGCGCCGCACUACCGCCCACUCACGAGCUGAAACUGUUCUCCGUCAACUCCUGUCUAGUGUCUGUUUUGUCAUGCCAUGGCUGGGAAAUUCUGACUGUGGAGGGUAUUGGCAAUAAAACUAUCGGCUACCAUGAAAUACAAAGUCGACUUGCGAAGUUUAAUGGGACCCAAUGCGGCUACUGCACUCCAGGUUGGAUUAUGAAUAUGUACAGUAUAUAUGAAGAGAAAAAACAAAAAUUGACGAUGAAAGAAGUGGAAAAUUCAUUUGCCAGCAACAUCUGUAGAUGUACAGGCUACAGACCCAUUGCAGAUGCAUUUAAAUCCUUUGCUUCGGAUAUCGACGAAAAUCUUAAAAUAAAACUACGUGAUAUAGAAGAUAUAGGAUUUUUUAAUUCUUGUGGAGUUCAUUGUAAAAGACAAUGCCCCAAAAAUAAUAAAUGCCAAGCAAUCCAAGAAGAAUCUGCUCGUGAUUGGUGUAUCAUACAAAACGAUAAUGAUAAAAUGAUAGUGAUAGAUUGUGGCACCCACAAAUGGUACAAAGCAUACAGUCUAGAUGAUGUUUUUAAUGCGAUGAGCAACUCCAAUGAUUAUAAAUUCAUAGCUGGAAAUACUGGGCAAGGAGUGUAUCAUGUCACAGAAUAUCCAUCAACUGUGAUAGACAUCUUCUAUGUGGCAGAAUUGAAGAGUCACAGUUUAGAUGUGAACCUUAUACUAGGAGCGGGGAUGCCACUAUCCGAAAUGAUGGACCUCUUUUUAGUGUUAUCAGCAUCAAAUGAAGAUUUCUCUUAUUUAAAACAAUUCCAUGAGCAUAUGGAUCUUGUCGCACAUAUACCAGUGAGAAAUAUCGGAACAAUUGGUGGUAACCUUUAUAUGAAACAUACAAAUAACGACUUCCAGUCGGAUAUCUUCUUGCUUUUUGAAACCGUUGGUGCUAUGAUUACAAUUGCUGAGGCAACAAAUAAAAUGAAAACAAUUAGUAUUAUGGAAUUUCUAAAAAUGGAUAUGAAUAGAAAGAUUAUUGUCAACAUUAAACUACCUCCAUUAUCAAACUACUGCUUUUUUAAAUCGUAUAAGAUAAUGCCAAGGUCCCAAAAUGCACACGCAGUAGUAAACGCAGGUUUUUUAUUUAAGUUUAACAAAACAUCAAAUUUAUUAGAAAAAGCAUCCUUAGUGUUUGGAAGUAUUUCAGCAAACUUUAAUCAUGCCAGUCAAACGGAAUCACUGUUAGAAGGUAAAGAUCCCUACAAUGAAGAAACAUUACAAUCAGCUCUCAAAACGUUAUUUAUGGAAAUUUCUCCUGAAGAAAUGCCACCUGAACCAUCUGCUGCAUAUAGAAAAAUGCUUGCCGUUACUUUAUUUUAUAAAGCUAUAUUAUACUUCUGUCCUGAUAAACGAUUGGAUAAAAGAUUUCGAUCGGGUGCAGAAGCUUUAAAAAGGCAAACUUCAAAAGGAACGCAAUCUUUCGAUACUGAUAAAAGUGUUUGGCCUUUAAACCAGGCAGUACCCAAAUUAGAGGCCCAAGUUCAGUGUAGUGGUGAGGCAAUUUUCGCAAAUGAUUUACCCACUGAAAGUGGAGAACUGUUUGGUUCGUUCGUUACUGCUGAUGCUAGACCAGGCAGUAUAAUUAGUGGAUUUGACACUGAGGAAGCUUUAAAAGUUCCUGGAGUAGUUGCUUUUUACUCUUCUAAAGAUAUACCAGGAGACAAUUCGUUCACGCCCAUAAAUGUGCCUCUUAUACUAGCGAGUGAGGAAAUUUUGUGUUCUAGUAUAGUUAAAUAUUAUGGCGAACCGUGUGGUAUAAUUGUGGCAGAUCGAGAAAAGACUGCAAAUAAAGCUGCUAAAUUAGUCAAAGUAAAGUAUUCCCAAAUAAAUAAGAACAAACCUAUAUUAACAGUACAAGAUGUGAUGAACUCUCCGGAAAAAGAUAAAAGACUUGUAAAUAAUAUGACAAUUGAACCAACUGAAAUCGGGAAUGACGUCAAAUGUAUAAUUUAUGGAGAAUAUCAUUUAGAAACACAACAUCAUUUUUAUAUGGAACCCCAAACCACUAUAGCAAAAGCCACUGAAGAUGGAUUAGAAAUUUAUUCUGCAACUCAAUGGUUAGAUUUAACAAAUGUUGCAAUAGCGCAAAGUUUGAAUAUGUCUGUUAACAGAAUAAAUGUUAUUGUUCGUCGGGUAGGUGGAGCAUACGGAGGUAAGAUCACUCGAUCUGUUCAAAUUGCAUGCGCUGCUGCAUUGGUCGCCCAUUUGCAAGGCAAAACGUGUAGAUUCAUACUACCUUUGCAAACAAAUAUGAAAAUCAUUGGUAAACGUCUCCCGACCAGUUGCAAUUUUGAGGUUGGAGUUAAUCAAUAUGGUGCAAUCCAAUAUCUUAAAAAUAAGUUCUACCAAGAUAAUGGUUGCACUCCUAAUGAAACUAUUAGUCCAGUUACAGUCAACCACUUUCGCAACUGCUACGAUACUAAGCGUUGGUACAUAGAAGCGAAUAGUGUACACACAGAUACCCCAUCUAACACGUGGUGCAGAGCUCCGUCCUCAACGGAAGGUGUAGCUAUGGUCGAAUACAUAAUGGAACGAAUAGCAUACCAUAUGAGGUUAGAUCCUCUCCAAGUGCGAAUAGCAAAUAUGGUUAAAGAAAAUAAUCCCAUUCCAGGUUUGAUUGAGCAAAUAAAGCAAGAUUCAAAUUAUUUUGAGAGACUUAAGGAAGUUAAACAAUUCAACGAUAACAAUCGUUGGAGGAAACGAGCUAUAAGUUUAAUACCAAUGACAUACGAUUUAUUUUACUUAAGCCCAUAUAAUUCGUUAAUAUCUAUAUAUCAUGCUGAUGGUUCCGUAUCUAUUACGCAUGGUGGUGUAGAAAUGGGUCAAGGAAUUAAUACAAAGGUGGCCCAAGUUUGUGCUCACAUGUUCGGGAUUCCUUUAGAAAAGAUAAGCAUUAAGCCAAGUGCCAGUGCUACUUCACCAAACACAAUGGCUACUGGGGCUAGUAUUGGUAGUGAAUGUGUAUGCUUUGCCACUAUGAAGGCGUGUGAAAUAAUUUUGGACAGACUUAAGCCCAUCAGGGAGAAAAUGGAUAAACCAAUAUGGGAAAAAGUUGUUAAAGAAGCAUUCAACGCUGGUAUAGAUUUGCAAGCAUCUCAUAUGUUUUCCCCUAAAGACGGUGUAAAACCAUAUGAUAUUUAUGGUGCUGUGGUGUUGGAGGCAGAAGUUGAUAUAUUAACUGGGAAUCAUGAAGUUCUGAGAGUAGAUCUACUUGAAGACACUGGAAGAAGUUUAAGCCCAAUCAUAGAUAUCGGACAGAUUGAAGGUGCGUUUGUAAUGGGUCUAGGGUACUGGACGUCUGAAAAAAAUUUGUAUGACACGGAUUCGGGGAAAUUAUUAACAGAUAGAACUUGGACUUACAAACCACCCGGUAUAAAGGAUAUUCCUGCUGACUUUAGAAUUUAUUUUAGAAGGAACGCCAGUAAUCCAUUUGGCGUAUUACAAUCCAAAGCUACCGGUGAGCCAGCGCUUUGUAUGGCCGUUGUGUUGACAUACGCCCUGAGGGAGGCUGUGAGAGCGGCUCGGUUGGAGGCGGGCUACGAAGACCAAUGGCUUGAUAUAAGUAACCCAUGCAACGUGGAGAACAUUUUCAUGUCAGUCGGUCACAAACUCGAGCACUUCAAAUUGAAAUAGUAAUUAUAAGUUUUAGUGUGUUCAUAAGUAUAAAAUAGUCUAAAUUGAUUAGAUGCAGAUAUUUUAUUAUUUAUAAGAUAGAUUCAUAUGAU
This is a messenger RNA of Chilo suppressalis (striped riceborer), 4275 nucleotides long. Lineage: Eukaryota; Metazoa; Arthropoda; Insecta; Lepidoptera; Crambidae. The record is from the annotation of a GenBank genome assembly.